This is a messenger RNA of Zeugodacus cucurbitae (melon fly), 4965 nucleotides long. RefSeq lists its product as uncharacterized. The transcript has 6 exons. Lineage: Eukaryota; Metazoa; Arthropoda; Insecta; Diptera; Tephritidae. The coding region runs from base 2013 to 4817 and encodes 934 amino acids. The record is from RefSeq and is a predicted model, not a curated record.
UUUACAUUGUUAUGCUAUGCUAUGCUGUAGCGAUUGCAUAGCAAUAAUUCUAGAAAUUUGGCUGCUACAGAGUAGUAAAUGAGAACCCUGAUUCUUAGUUAUUUUAAUUUAAUCACAUGUAUUUCAUAAUGUUAAUUUAAUUUAGCGCAAUAAAUAUAAUAGAUAUUGGUUCUUUGUUAGAUAUUCUAUUAACAAUUUAAACAUAACAUAACACUGAACGGCAAACUCGACUAUUUUUCUGGGUAUUUGACCAAACUAAUUUCUUUCAGGAGAUUGCGUCAUAAGAAAAAAACGUGCAUUCGCCAAUUCCCGAAGUUAGCCUCCAAAAUUGAAAUAUUUGUGGUCGAAGUUCGUAAGUUGUUGAAACUAAAUGUCGCCGAGAUCACGAGCUUCAAUUUUAGUUAUGUUCUCACUGCCAUAAUUAUUGAAGAAAUAUGGACCGAUGAUUCCACCAGCCCACAAACCACUCCAAAGCGUGGUUUUUCUGGAUGAAAUGGUAGCUCUUAAAUAGCUUUUCUGCUCUUCGUCCCAAAUGCGACAAUUUUGCUUGCUUACCCAUUUGCUUUACAUACCCAUUGAGCCAGAAAUGGUCCUUAUAGCUGAACAGAAUUUGGCUGCGCCGUGUCAUUUCAUACGUCAGUCGGAGUCGCUGCGAACGGCGUCGAAUUGACUCUCCACGGUCGUGUACACUCUCAGAUAAGAGUGAUGGUUUUGCUAAUUUCCGUAAUAAUGUUAUACAAUUUGUAAACACUGUUCAGUCGUAAGUGUUUCCAUGAUGAAUUGUCAAACAAUACUGAACAAAAAUAACAUGACAGCUUGACACGACUCACGCAUGAUCUGUUAAAAAAGGUGAUUGAAAAAAGUACCUUUACUUGGAUCACCCGAUAUAUCCUUUUUUUAAGAAAUUUUUCUGAAUGAUAUGUAUAUACUGCAAUUAUAUAAAUACGCAUACUAGAAGAAAGGUCGCUUAACCACAUUCAGAACCAUACCAAAGCAAAUAUUUCGAUUUUGGAAACUAACCUCAAAAAUCGGCGAACACACGUUUUUUACUUAUGACUGAAACCCUCCGAAAACAAUAGUUUGUUCCAAUACUCAGCCGAGUGUUAUACAUUAUAAAGAUUUAUAGACAUUAGUUUAGUCUGGAAUAAUCGGUGUGGUGGAAAAUGUCAUUAAUAAAUUCCAACGCAAAAUUAUACAUGUACAUAUGGUUAUUACGUAUAAUAUUGCAUUUUUGAUAACUUUCACAACACAAAGUAUAAAAUGAAAAUUGGUAAUUAUCAUGCAAAGAAGUUUAUUAUUCACUUCUUUCUUUCAAAGAACACAUUCGAUUACUUCUUCACAUCCUUUUAAUGCCUAACAAAAAAUUGUCUGAUGAUAUCCAAUAAAAAAGAUCACACCGUGUAGUUUCCAACUAUGUACAUACAUAUAUGUAUGUAUUACUUUGCUCACAUUUUCCAAUAUCUUUACAAAUAUAAAAGCUUUAAGAUUUGUCCACAAAUUCUUCUGCUGAUGUUAAGUGUCAGAUACAUUUUGUUCAGUACCAUUUUACUGGUUUUACGUACACUUGUGUAUUUGUAAUCACUGCUGAACUAUCAAAAAUUAAAUUGGAAAAAUCGUUAUAUUUGUCAAAGAUCAAAGAUUAAAUGGAAGAAUCUUGUAUAAAGACAAUUUUUUAUGGCGCUCUGCCACGCCGAAAUUUAAUUUGAUAUAUAGAAUAGUAUAGUUGCAGAGUUAAUAGACCCUUUAUUAAAAAUUAUACGUUAGUUAUGUUUAAAAAUUUAAACGGAUUUCGUUUUUACAUUAAAAGUGUAGGUAUGUAUAUACACGUACAUACAUAUGUAGUGUAAUAUUGACGCUGGGAUAAAAUCAAUAGCGAUAAUGGAGUUCUUUCCUGCACUAUAGCUACAAUACAUAGAAAUGACUGCAUCAGCGCAAAGUGAAAUACUUCAAGAACUAGUUUAAAUUAGUAUACGCACCAAAAUUGUAAAUACGCUACGUGAAGGUGCUAAAAAAUGUAUGCUGCAGCAGGUGGCGCUUCGUUGGCUUCACGCCAAGCACGUCAACGGCAGCGUCAACAGAAGAAAACUCAGCAAUUGCAAGCAAAACUACAUCCACCGAAAUUAUCAGCUUUAUCAGCUAGUGAUCAUGGCGCGUCAACACCAACGCGUACACAGUCACGCCAGUUCCACCAGCUGCCGACCAACUAUCUGCGCACCCCACAGACACAGAGUAGGAAAUUAAGUGCUAGCUAUACAACUCAGUCGAAGCUGCUACUGCCUAUCGAUGAAGGUGAUAAUCAGUCGGUGCUACAGAUGCGCGUACAGUAUGUGCAAACCCAAAUGCAUCAUUCUCAUAGCCAUGCUCAUCCUAUUCAAGCACAUCAACAUCCUCAAUACCAGUUCGCGCAUCAGCAGCACCAUUCUCAUGGAGGCAUUUCACCGAAGUUAGUUCACCGGCAUUCGGGUAGUGGUGCUAGUAGCUUUCAUCAGCCGAAGCUACCUAAGUCUGCCACAGCGACCCUACCGCUCGUCUCACAAAUGGAAGCUACGCCGCCGACGACGCCAUCGGCUGCGGCGGAAGGUGCAAUUACCACCUCAACAAAGGUGGGUACGUCAUCUGUUGAUCACACUUCCAUUAAUGUAUCCCACCAUGAUGCAAUCAUUGUGACACCGGCCACGCCGAUGGCCUCGCCAGGGCACGUAGGUAAACCUGUACACCAACAGCCCAAAGUGCUGGCCGAAUUCGUUAGUAAGAUUGAUAGUAGUACUAUAUCAGGAGGCAUUGUUACCGAUGAAGAAAAUGUGAAAGAACCACCGAGUGCACCUUUAGAACGCAAGUGCAGUGUAUAUCGUAUGCGACGAAAUGAACCCUACGAAUUCCAGGACACGAACUUAGUUGAGGGUGUGGGCAGCAGUGUUAGGCGGCAGCUGAAGGAUCUGCAAUUUAAUCAACAACAACAAUAUGAACCACUUCUCGGCAACGAGGCGCAUCUUUGUUAUAAAGGGUUAACGAAUACGCGUAAAUGGCAAGUGUGUGCCUACUGCGAGGAGGGAAUUUGCGUCUGUGAACAUAUUGAGUGUACACGAGGUCGUGCUGCAUGGCUGGAGCGAGGGCGGCGUUGCAGCGUCCAAGAAGCGCAGCAACAGGCUGCCUGUCAUCGCCGCUGGGUGAAACGCAAUCGAGUUCAAGAUGCAUCAUUAGGCGGCUCUUCUGAUGACGAAGAUCUCUUGGGUGUAUUACGAGGACCUAGCACAUUUGCCAAUGCAUUUCUAUACGUGGGCCUUGGGACAAUAGCUUUGGGUUUAGUCAUAGCAUUUGUCGGCACGGGUGAAAAAGGAUUUAAAACAGUAGAACUGAGACUCAUUGGACCAUCGUUAAUAGGACUAGGAUUCGUUUGUUGUAUGCUGCGAAUACUAUUUUGUAUAUGCCCAUCUCAUUGUAUUUCAACAAAUAAAAAAAAUUUUAAGAAAGAUAGCAACAAAAUUGAUGCCGACUAUACAACGUCACUACUGCGUGGAGAGAGCAAACGUGUGUCAAUAGCACGUCGGCCGACACUGCAACCAAAAUAUCCACUUGCCCACAAACGUGGCAAUAAUAAAAUACUGAAUGAGGGAAUGGAAGCACUGAGGCAAAUAGCGACUACAUCGCUUUUUAUGCAGAAUGAACAGAAGACAUCAUUGAAUAGGGUAGUUCCAAUAAUAAAAGAGCCAGAGAAUAUAGGAGAGUCCACUCCCAAAAACUCCGAAGUUAUAAGCGGUGAUGAAAUAGGCGAUAAGAGCCGCAGAGAAAACACGGACCCUUACAACGAAGUCAAAGGCAAGGAUGGAAAUAAUCCAAAUGUAGAAAGUGUGAUACAUGUAACUACCGUCAAUGCGAAAAAAACCGCGACUGAACAAUUCACAAAUGUAUCGUCAAAAAGAGCUUCAGACGGAGACUCAAUUGAAAUGCCCGUAGUGUCAUUAGAUCAGCAAUUACCCGUAUUUUCAUCAACGCUAAUUUCAGAAGCAAUAGGACCAAAUGCCACAAGCAAAUUGUCACGUCAGCGUAUCGCAUUGAACAAUAAAUUGAUGCAAGAAGUACCGAAUUACUCUAAUAAUUCCGACUUCCUAAUGGAAACUUCUUUGUCGAUUAUCAAACCAACAAAAGCAAACGAAUUAACACCAGCCCUAAUACAUGGCACCAGUACUUCUACAUCGAAUAGUACAUAUAAUUAUUCAGGAUUUACGGAUAAUUCUAGUACUGUGGUAGUUACUAUAGCUUCUACAUCGGGUGCAGUAACACUAACGUCUAAAUCAACGGCAUCUGAACUGAAACUAGAACAUUCGAGUAUCGAAACAGCUAGGGAGAGCGCAUCAAGCGUUGUCCCAAUUAUGUCACCAUGUGCAUUACCUUUAAAUAGUAAUUCGUCUAUUUCCAAUACUACAACUACCACAAAUUUGUGCUCAAGUGCACAACCGGUUUUCCUUCCAGGGCAAAUUGAAGAUAAUACCACAGCCAUUGCCGAACAACCCGUAGUAAAUCAACCCGAAUCGAAACAUUUACAUUUAUCCAGCCCGGGUUUUUCGAAUGCCAGUUUUAUAUUUCCUUCACCUUUGUUAUCAUCGUCGGACAGUGAAUCGGAUGGAUCGUCUGCUCUGUCACCCUCACAGGCCACAGUAAUACAGAAAACUUGGACAAGGUCGGAUCAAUUACCUAGUACCAGUACUUCUACAAACGCAAUCAUAUCGAAUGAUCAUAAAUAUGUUCCGCAACAAAAUCAUUCAUUAAGUAUAUUUGAACCGGAACUAUUACUAAGUCCAGCUAAGCUGGGCCAAUAGUCGUCUCAUAGCACGGUUCGUAAUAUGCUUGCUUCACUUAAAGUUUAUUUUGUAUAUUUACAUACACAUCUGUACAUCUUGUAAAAACUCAUUGUGCAAUUAAAUAUUGUCGUUAGCGUUAAAAUAUAAAUAUAUUUGAUAGCAAAAA